CCGUAGUCAUCAUUUCAUUGGCGGUCAGACUCACGUUUCAUUGGUCGCGCUGCCAUACUCUGUCUUUAUGGACAUGAAUGUGUGUACAGUACAAAUGAGAAUAUAUUAAUAUUUUUUUACAUUCAUUUCUCUGUACGUGUAUAAUUUAGAAGACGAGCUUGAUUGUGGAGUUUAUCACUUGUCGUCGUUUAUCAGGGUUCAGCAAUGCCUGCUUUUCACCAGGUUGGGGAGAAGCAGCUCCCCAACCCCAUUCUGUACAUGGCCUGGUCUCCUAACAGAGAUCUGAUCGCCCUGGCUAACACUUCGGGAGAGCUUCUCCUGCAUCGGCUUGCCAACUUUCAGCGGGUGUGGAGUUUAAUGCCCAAUGAGAACACCGGUAAAGAGAUCACAUCGCUGGCCUGGAGACCUGAUGGGAAAGUCCUGGCCUUCAGUGUGGGAGACACAAAGCAGGUGGUGCUGUGUGAUGCGGAGAAAGCAGAAAUCCUGCACUUGUUUCCUGUUGAAUACCCAGCAUCCUGCAUGCACUGGAUGGAGGUGCAAGAUGACAGCAGCACAUUGUCCUCGUUCAGCGAGUCCGAGGAUGAGUCCAGCCGUUUUCUUCCAAAGUUACCCUCUUUACCUAAGAGCACCACAUCAAAGAUAUUUAGUGAAGAGAAAUCAGAUGAAGUCACAAACCUUUUAGGGGAAGUGAGGCUCAAUAUCCUGGUGGUGGGAGGACCGUCUGGAUUCGUGGAGCUGUAUGCGUAUGGCCUGUAUAAGAUUGCUACGCUGAGUGGAAUCUCAGGGACGUGCCGUAGUCUUGGACUGUCUAGUGACCUCAAGUCCCUCUCUGUUAUUACAGAGAUUAGAUCCACAGAAGACAACCCCGAGAUACAUUACAUACAGCUGGACACCGGUCUGCUGUCUUCAUGUUUACCUGAGUUGACCAAAAUGGCCCGCAAGUUUACACACAUUUCCACACUGCUGCAGUAUCUGCGUCUCUCUCUCACCUGCAUGUGUGAGGCUUGGGAGGACAUUCUUAUGCAGAUGGACCUCCGUCUCACUAAGUUUGUCCAGGAAAAGAACACAAGCACUCAGGUUCAGGAUGAGUUUCUGGAGCUAUUAUUAUGGGGCCAUGCAAGCCCUGAACUUCAGGCUCUUCUUAUGAAUCAACUCACAGUAAAGGGCUUGAAGAUGUUGGGUCAGUCCAUUGAUUCGUCUUAUUCCAGCAUCCAAAAACUUGUUAUCAGUCACUUGCAGAGUGGCUCUGAGGCGCUGCUGUAUCAUCUGAGCGAGGUCAAAGGAAUGGCGCUCUGGAAACAGAAGUUUCAACCUCUCGGCCUGGAUCCUGCAGCCAUCGAGGAUGCCAUUGUAGCCGUGGGCUCUUUUACCCUGAAGGCCAGUGAACUUUUGCAAGUUAUAGACAAAAGUAUGAAGAACUUCAAAGCCUUUUUCAGAUGGCUGUAUGUUGCAAUGCUUCGAAUGUCAGAAGAUCACGUUCCUCCUGAGCUUAACAAGAUGACUCAGAAGGAUCUGGCUUUUGUGGCUGACUUUCUGUCUGAGCAUUUCAGUGCUAAUGAGGAGCUGUUUGAUCGGAAAGGGAAGUAUUUCAAUGUUGAGCGCGUCGGACAGUACUUGAAGGAUGAAGAUGAAGACUUGGUAUCUCCACCCAACAUGGAGGGCAACCAGUGGGUGACCUUUGUAAAGCAGAGCACUUGCCUGAAAGACAGUCCAUUACUCUUUCCCACUUACCCACAGAAGUCUCUGCACUUUGUCAAGAGAAUGAUGGAGGGGUCCAUUGAUUUGUGCUUACAGAAACCGGCCGAGGUGAUUGGCCAUUCAGUAAAACAAGCUGUGUGUUUGCCACUGUACACUGUCCCUGAGAGCUCUGAAAAUACACCGAGAUUGUUUGAGCUGCCUUCAUUGUGGAAUGAUAAGAAGGCUGGUAUGCAUUAUGUAGUGUUCUGCAUGCCUGAGAUCUCGCCCUCUAAAAUCUAUAUUUUGAGGAGAGCAACAGACCCCAACAGGUCUGUCCCUAACGGUCUGGUAGCCUUAAACCUCAACACUCCUCUCAAUUCUAGCAUAGAUGAUGAAACGCCUGCACCAGCUUCUGCUGACAGUUCGUACGGUUGCCUUGAUGCCCGUUUUUAUGAUGACGAGACAUUGACGGUGGUAUUGCGAAGUCUGGAUGAUGACGAGAAUAAGAUGCGUGUCCUCGCUCAGCUUCAUCUAAACUCUGCUUUGAGCUGGGAUGAAGAGUUCACCUGGGACCUUACGCUCAGGCUGGAGCAGCAGACUGAAGGGAUCCCGGUCCAGGGUUUGACCUGGGGAAACCAGAGCAGAGAGAUGGACAACAUCAAGGCACAGUUUGUGGCAGUUAAUGGGAUCCGCAAAGUGGCCUGCGUGCUCAGUGCCAAUCUGAGACAUGUACGUGUGUUUGAGAUGGAUGCAGAGGAGGAAGAGGAGGAGGAAGAGCGUGCUGAUGAGUCACAGGAAAUGAGCUCGGACCAGGACAGACUCGAGGACACAAUGACUAAUCAGAGUGAUGCUGGUGAAGAUGGAGCAGGAGGAGCCGAGGAGGCUCAGGUGGCAGGUCAAGGCUCAGGAGAUGUCUUGAAUGAGACUGCAGGAUCAGACACACUUUGAACUCUGACCUGAGAUCCAACACGUUAUCCACAACUGAACUAUGGACUCCUCUGUUAAUCCUGGUCUUGUCCUUUUUGUAUUAAAAAUAUUUUGUGAUAAAGAUGAUCUAAUGAACAUUUCACAGCCUGAUUUGUAAAUAAAUGGAUUCACUGUGUGCUAAUCUUGAGUUUUAUCAAUCAAUGCACUAUUCACAGUCCACCGUGAUUAAUUAAUCCCAUUAGUGAAAGUUUCAUAACACUUGAGUGAGUUGUUCAGCUAGUCAUGUGACCUCUGACAGAGUGCAACAGUCAGGUUAUAGUCAUAAAAAAAAAAAAACAUUUUCACCAAAGGGGUUAUCAAUUGAUUCUGCAUGCUUCUGAUGAAGCCAUCAGCCAGCAUUUGUAGGCUUAUUCUUAAGUAAGAAGAAUAAGCCUACAAAUGACAUGGUGAAAACGACAUUACCCAUGAUUCACAAAUCAGGGAAUCAUUACAAGGUGCCAAAAAAACGUUUUAGUGCCCACCCACCUCCAUGAUCAAUGUGAAUAUUGUAGAUUUAGUUUCUACUAACUGUCAUGGGAUUGUCUUUACCUUAUUUAAACCAAUACAUACAAUUCUUUUAGUUUGAUUUGAUUUUGCUUGAAUUAGGAGUUCGUAAUGUGGUUCACCUCAUAGCUGGUAGGGUGGUUCAUGGCUUAAAACUAUAAGAAAAAUACCUCUGGAACCAAGGUUGCUGAAAAACUGUUGCACUCUUAGAAUAUUGAAAUGACUUGAGUGAUUUAUUUUUUUCUAAUAUACUGGGGGUUAGCGGGCAGUUUGUGACCCUCGGGUCUGGGAAGGUCGAAAAUCCUGCCCUAGUGCAUUAACAACCUCUAAGUCUUUCUUUCUUGCUCACCUGAAAAUAAAAAGUUCAGUCACUUCAACUCAUGAGUAUGAUGGAGCAAACGUUUUAAGGUCCUAAUCCAAAUUUAUCCCUAUGGGCAAAACGGUAAAUCCUAAUGUGCAGUCCCUCUGGCUGAUGGCAUUUUUCUGCAAAUGGUAUCCUUGGAUGGGCUUAGAAGAAGUACGUUGCAUGUUCAAAUAAGGCCAAAAAUAGAAAACUAAAUCAAUGAAAAAAAAAUAAUCCUAAUAAUCCUAAACACCAAGACACAUUCUCUGAAAAAAACGAGAGAAUGUAUCAGAGAGGAACAAAAAUCUAAAGAUGUUAAAGUACUUCAGCGUGCACCCCAACACAGCCAAUGCAAAUAUUAGAUGCAAACUUUGAACAUGCAAAGAUGUAGUUGUUCAGCCUAUACCUUAUACGGUGUGUUCAGGUACUGUUUUAAUCAACUUCAUC
Messenger RNA from Puntigrus tetrazona (Sumatra barb), 3937 nucleotides. RefSeq names its product anaphase promoting complex subunit 4 (gene anapc4). Gene Ontology annotation, cellular component: anaphase-promoting complex; nuclear periphery. The record is from RefSeq and is a predicted model, not a curated record. Gene Ontology annotation, biological process: anaphase-promoting complex-dependent catabolic process; positive regulation of mitotic metaphase/anaphase transition; protein K11-linked ubiquitination. NCBI's taxonomy places the organism in Eukaryota, Metazoa, Chordata, Actinopteri, Cypriniformes, Cyprinidae. The transcript has 29 exons. Gene Ontology annotation, molecular function: protein binding. The coding region runs from base 205 to 2625 and encodes 806 amino acids.